This is a messenger RNA of Cyclopterus lumpus (lumpfish), 1157 nucleotides long. Its product is annotated as cyclin-dependent kinase-like 1. Gene Ontology annotation, biological process: protein phosphorylation. The record is from RefSeq and is a predicted model, not a curated record. The transcript is spliced from 10 exons. The coding region runs from base 63 to 1157 and encodes 364 amino acids. Gene Ontology annotation, molecular function: cyclin-dependent protein serine/threonine kinase activity; ATP binding. Lineage: Eukaryota; Metazoa; Chordata; Actinopteri; Perciformes; Cyclopteridae. Gene Ontology annotation, cellular component: nucleus.
GAGAACAUGUAGCUUUGCGGACCUUCGAUGGACACAUCCGCAGACUCGCUGCGGACCUGUCGAUGAGGAAGAGACCCGUUCAGAUUCUGCGCAGGUUCCAGCCGCUGACCCCGCCAAUGGAGAAAUAUGAAAAGCUGGCCAAAAUCGGCGAGGGCUCGUACGGCGUGGUGUUCAAGUGCAGGCACAGGGACACGGGCCAGGUCGUGGCCAUCAAGAAGUUCGUGGAAUCCGAAGACGACCCCGUCAUCAAGAAGAUUGCAUUGCGAGAAAUACGCAUGCUGAAGCAGCUGAAACACGUGAAUCUGGUCAACCUGCUGGAGGUCUUCAGGAGGAAAAGACGGCUCCACUUGGUGUUCGAGUUCUGCGAGCAGACGGUCCUCAACGAGCUGGACAAACACCCUCGAGGGGUCCACGAGGCUCAGCUGAAAAGUAUCGUGUGGCAGACUCUGCAAGCUGUGAACUUUUGCCACAAGCACAACUGCAUCCACCGCGAUGUAAAGCCAGAGAACAUCCUCCUCACCAAAACCGGAGUCAUCAAGCUCUGCGACUUUGGCUUCGCCCGCAUUCUGACAGGACCAGAAGAUGACUACACGGACUACGUGGCGACCCGCUGGUACCGGGCCCCCGAGCUGCUGGUAGGGGAUACUCAGUACGGGCCGCCCGUGGACGUGUGGGCCCUGGGCUGUGUCUUCGCCGAGCUGCUCCACGGGAACCCGCUCUGGCCCGGGAAGUCCGACGUUGACCAGCUCUACCUCAUUCGGAAAACUCUAGGUGACCUGAUCCCUCGUCACCAGCAGGUCUUCCGCUCCAACGUUUUCUUCAGUGGAGUCAGUAUUCCUGAACCCGACACAACGGAGCCUUUGGAAAAGCGCUUCCAUGGCGUGUCUCCUCACGCGCUCCACGUUAUGAAGUCGUGCCUGGUGAUGGACCCCUCGCUCCGGCUGUCCUGUGAAGAGCUGCUGGAGCUGCCGUACUUCCAGGAGGAAGGAACCAACUGGGGCCGCGAGGGUGAGCGCCCGGGGCGACGACACGACAAAGGCUCCCGCCGCAGACACCCGGGGGCUCAGUACCUGCCUCAGUUACUAAACAGCAACAUCUCACCAGCACCGGAUGUUAAGAAACAGGUGAAGCAUAAAUAUCACCUGCCCAAUAUUUAA